Messenger RNA from Ilex paraguariensis (yerba mate), 861 nucleotides. The record is from the annotation of a GenBank genome assembly. NCBI's taxonomy places the organism in Eukaryota, Viridiplantae, Streptophyta, Magnoliopsida, Aquifoliales, Aquifoliaceae.
AUUAUAUUAAGGAGAAUAGUGUCUUUAUAAUUUUGCACAAGGGUAAAAUAGGAAAAUAAAAAAUUUUCAAGUUAACUGAUAUUUAUACGUAGUAUAGAUAUAGAUUUUUGCUUCAAAUUUAUUGGUUUAGGAAUUAUGGACGUAGUCUUGUUUUUGGCGAUUUGAUUUGUUGUUCCAAACAUUGGUGUACAAAGAAACUAAGAAAGAUUUUCGGGUGUAGUUUGGGUGGACCUUUUGCCGUUUCAUUGAGAAUUUCCACCUCGACAGUGUCGUGCAAUCUGAUUAUCUGAGAAAUGGUUAUUCCUUCGCCUGUCAGACCUGAAAGAGUUAUAAAGUUUCUUAAACCGUAUGUCCUGAAGAUUCACGUCACAAACAAGUAUGUAAAUGCCCAAGUUUUCCACACACCAACAGCGACAGUGGCCUCUGCAGCAAGCACACAAGAGAAGGCCCUGAGGAUAAGCAUGGGUAAAAACAACGGGAGUACCCAUGAUGUUAGUGCUGCCUCAAAGAUAGGAAAGAUACUGGGGGAGCGCCUGCUGUUUAAUAAUAUUCCCGCUGUUUCUGUAGGCUUCAAGAGAGAACAGAGAUACCAUGGCAAGGUGAAAGCGGUAAUUGAUUCUUUAAGGGAAGCAGGUGUCAAACUGGUUUGAAGGAAGACUUUACUGUUGGUUUUGUUAAUGUUAUUCCUGAGAACUGUUUCUUUUUUUUUUUUAUCCUUCUGUUUUGAUCAGUAGGAAAGAACGGGCAUGAACAUGGUGGUAUGGUUGUUCUAUUGUGAAUUUGGUGUCAUGUUCAAGCCAGUCUAGUAAUCUUUUCGUUUGUGGGAUAAGACAACAUAAAUGCAUUUGAUUCUCCCUAAAU